Messenger RNA from Athalia rosae (coleseed sawfly), 4911 nucleotides. Its product is annotated as neural Wiskott-Aldrich syndrome protein-like. Gene Ontology annotation, biological process: regulation of Rho protein signal transduction; actin filament organization. Bases 782 to 2341 code for a protein of 519 amino acids. Gene Ontology annotation, molecular function: actin binding; small GTPase binding. NCBI's taxonomy places the organism in Eukaryota, Metazoa, Arthropoda, Insecta, Hymenoptera, Athaliidae. The record is from RefSeq and is a predicted model, not a curated record. The transcript is spliced from 7 exons.
CAGACUCAGUGGAACACAGAAAUUCUUCCCUACUCGAGAUGGGAUUAUUUCAUGCGGCUUUACCGGCUUUAAAUCCAGCCCAUUUCGCGCCGGGCUAGUCGUAUAAAAUAAUGAUCGGCAAACGGUGAGUUUAGACAUGAAAUAGAUUGGAAAGAUAACCCAGUUUAGGGCAGAAGGUUCGUUUAAAUGCUUGGGAGCUCUGGUCACGCCUUUUGGAAGCAUUCUGAAGAAAAUUGCGUGAUGUGAAAGCUCCUUCUGAUCAUACGAUUUUCUACGAGUAGAUCAUCCGUCAACUGGCGAUGUCAGUUGAACGAAGUGCCUCAGAUCGAAAUGAUCAAUUAUCUGUAUGCGAAUUGUAGCCGAAUACAAGUGUGUGAAUUUAAUCUUCGACGUUGACAACGGAGAGUUUAAAAUACUUGGAAAAAAUUGAUCGACUACUUAUUGUCUUGUUGGAGCCUGGAGGUACUGGACCUUUUUCUCACUGACAGAAGUUAUGUAUCGAAAAAAAACAAAGACUGUCUGUCGAACCGGAUGCAAGAUAAUGUCAUCAAGCGUCACUCUCGCUUCCUGUUGAGAUACCUUCGUGGGUGGUGUUGCCUUGAGUAUACGUGAAACAUUACUCACGGCGUUUGAAAACGCCUAAAAAUGCAAAAUCUUUCGAUAUUUGAACGGUGAUUUUCAUGCCAGUGCCCUUGGCAAACAGCAGGAAGACGAAUGGAAAAUCUUGAGCCGUGAAUAUCGCCUACGACCAUAACCUAAUCUUGUGCAUUUUUUGUGGAAAAUGAAGUCUGGACGCUUAAAUGAACACAGAGGGUCCAUGCUUCUUUCCAAGGAUGAAAAUCAAGAGGUUUUUCAGCUCAUUGGGAAUCGGUGUCAGUGCCUUGCCGCUGGCGUGGUACAACUGUACCAAACUGAGACCCCAUUGCACAGAGAUUGGGUGAAGAAAGAUACAGGAGUAAUUACACUCAUUAAAGAUAACCCAAAACGUAGCUAUUUCUUCCGACUUUAUUGCAUACAAAGAAAAGCUAUGCUUUGGGAACAUGAGGUAUACAACUCUAUGGACUACAAAGCUCCUAUGUCUCAUUUUCACACUUUUGAGGGUGAAGAAUCUAUGAUAGCAUUUAACUUUGCCAAUGAGACGGAUGCUAUUAUUUUAAGGAGUAUUAUUCUUGAAAAGCUUAAUGCUAAACGACAAAGGAGACAGGAAAGAAAGUCGAGAACUUCUAGUGAUUCGCAUCAUUCUUUGACUCUACCUAAGAAGAGUCAUAGCAAUACUUCAGCAUUAGGUUUUAAUACUGGGAGUUCAACAAAUAUAUCAAAUGGGUCUCCAUCGUCUGUCACGGUUAACAGGAGUGUUUCCAGUAGUUCUAUGUACAAGACUAAAAAGAAUAAACAGGAUAAAGACCCAAAAAGAAGAUUAACCAAGGCAGAUAUUGGGUCUCCCUCAGAUUUCCGACACUUGGCGCACGUGGGCUGGGAUGAAAAUAAUAAAGGUUUGCAAUUGGAAACGGUCGAUCCGCAAUUGAGACAGUUUUUCGACAAAGUAGGUGUAUCCGAUGACCAGCUGAGAGACAGGGAUACGAGAGAAUUUAUCUACGACUUCAUCGAGAAUCACGGUGGUAUAAAUGCAGUCAAAGCAGCCAUUGUUCCACCAUCAGGAAUACAGGCCAGUCAAGCACCGCCUCCACCACCUCCGGGGCUCGGACCUCCACCUCCAGUACCAGCUAGAACUGUUCCAGUUAGUCCCGGACCUCCAACAAGUAGUUAUCAACCAAGAAGUGCUCCACCAUUGCCACCUUCUCGAACUGCUGUGCCACCACCUCCGCCUAAUGCUCCUCCUGCUCAUCGGCCUUUGCCUGCUCGUCCAGCCGCACCUGCUGUGCCAUCGCCGCCAUGUCCUCCACCACCGCCACCGGUGCCAACAUCCACAAAUGCUCCAGCCCCUCCACCACCUCCAAUCCCACAACUUACUGAAAUGGACAAUGAGACAAUAAAUAGUAACGCUACCAACAACAAUAACAACAAUGGCAGAGUACCUGAUACCAGGAAUGCUUUACUCGACGCCAUAAGGAGUGGUACUACCCUAAAGAAAGUGGAGAAGUCCGAGCCUCGGCCGAACUCAGCUGAAGAUACUAGGGGUAACCUACUAAGUCAGAUACGUCAGGGUAUUGAGUUAAAGUCAGUCACGAAUCAACCAAAACCAGCCCCAUCCCCGAUAAUGCAAGAUAGUUUGGCUGGAGCAUUAUCGAGGGCUCUUGCAGAAAGAUCGCGUGUGAUUCACAGUGAUAGUGACAGUGACGACUCAACGAGUGAAACCAGUGGUGAUGACUGGGACGAAUAGAUUGUUACUUUCAUGAAGAUUGGAAAGUUCGGCUUCCGGUUAACAGUUGAGACAUGGAGAGCUGAAAAGGGAGAAGGACGUAUUAGUUUGAUGAAUAGGCCAUUUGUAAAAUAAUUUGGAGCAAGGAAGAGGAAAAUGUUCUCUGGAAGAGUACUACGUACCCAAAACAAUAUCGGUAUAUUAGAAAGGUGCUGUCGUUUAUUAAUGUAGUCUUUGUAUUCAGCACAUUUCGUUCCGUAUAAGUUGGGUUAUUCUUGUGUUUUUUUGGAAUAAACAAGUAAGCUUCACGAGUGAUGUACCUAUAUAAAUUAUUAUAGUUAUGGUCAAUUACUAGACAUAUCUACUUUGCUUCGGUACGUAGUACUGUUUUUUGCUCGAAUAUGAUGAUUCACAAAGAAUUGAAAUAACUGCAUAUAACUGCUUCCCCAGUUUCAUGAAUAAAGAAUAAUUUAUUGUAGUUUUAAGCUAGAAUAUAACAAGCUCGUUAUAUUUGAAGUUAAAUAUUUGAACUACAAUGUUAAUCGUUGUGCAUGCUUAAAUACAUCUUGAAUAUUUUCUGAAGUCUGACUACGAUGGUAAGAUGUUUGUAAUGGCUUCGUGAUAUAAACGAUACCUUCCCUUCACUUUUUCCAGCACAACAUUAAAAUCCUGUAAAACAAACAAACAGAAAGCUGUAGCGAUGUGUUUAUUACUUGAAUGAUACAAAGUAAUGCAGAUCAAUUUUGGUGUCAAGUGUAUGUGCACAGUUCAAUAACAACAGAAACAGAGAAAAAAAGUAUCUGCAGCAAAUUUGUACAUUAUUCAUGUCGAAUUUAGAAUAGCAAACCGAUAUGUACUGGUAAAUCUCUGUUCUAACAAACAAGAGUAAUUGGAUAUCUUUUUUUUUAAUCAACUUUGGUUGUAGCUUUCUAAACAUUGAAUAACAUUUUUGAAGUCAAAAGUGGCCAGCAGAACUAAUAAUACUAAAUGAAUGAUUUAAUGUUCGCCGCUACGGAGAAAUCCUAGUCACACACAAGACAAGAUAUGUUAAUAAUUACUUUACUCUAUUAUAAUCUAUUGUUAAAUUCAGCAAGUCUCGUUAUAAUCUUCUCAUUCAGUGGCGGUAUUCUAUUAUCAUCAUCUGGGGUGAAAAUAUCUUCAUCACGUCCUAGAAAGUUCUGGCUCCUCUCACUUUUGCCGGCCUGAUUGUCUACAUCUAAAGGUGUUCUGAUGCCAAUUCAUAAUGCUGCAAGUGCUGCCAAUUCUAUUAUUAGCUUAUCAACGACAAUUAUGCAGAAAAACGUAUCUUGUACUGACCAUUAAGAACGGUAAAAUUUUGCCAAAGUUUAUUACUUGGUCGAUGUCAUAAUUUUUUGAAUAUUUACUAAGAUGAUAUAUAAUCAGAAAUAGAACUAAGCUGAGUUCGAUAAAUACUUUUUUGUGCAUUCUGGGCUCUUCUAUUUUUCUGUAUUAAAAAAUAUGAGAAGGAUGUGAUGAAGCUCUAAAUGUUCGACAUCGUAAUAUCAAACGCACCUGUAAUGUCUUAAAAGCAGAAAUCAAAUAUAUCAUGAAUUUUUGGAGUUGGAAGAGUUGGAGCUAGUGAUUGUAUUUCUGAUAGUGGAUUCUUGACAUGAGUAGAAUUCACAUGCGAACAAUAAUGAAAAAUAGUUUCUGAAUUAUAUGGUUGAAAUGCUAACAUAGAGUUCUAUCAAAUAUUUUUACUUCAAUAGAUACAUAUGUACAUGUAUAUAUAUGGGAAUUCUCGUGUUUGGAAAAUAAAAUGAAGAGAGAGAAUAAUUGAAGAAAAAAAAAACAAUAAUAGGUCAACCCUACAUGGUUACACAAGGAACUAAUUAACUGACACUGUUGCGUAAUAUCUUAGAAGUAUUUACUGCGUUAGGAGGUCUAGUGUAAAAUUUAUAUUAUUUAUUUAGUAUUCAAUUUAAAAAAGAAAAAGAACUUGUAAGUAAGGGCAAUGUGACGGUGGUGUACAAAGGUUGUACAGAUCCGAUUGGAAAUAUUUUUGCUACAAAUGUGGAGGAAUUCAAAAGUCACAAGACAGAGAUCGCACAUUUUUUCAAAUAUGAUAUUUACGUUUAUUGAUUAUUGUAUCUGUGUUGUCAAAUUAUCAAAAUAACGAUAUAAAAAAGAAAUAAUAGGACUAUCAAAAUAUCAAACUCACAUGAUUUAAAAAUUUCGAAUCUCAAUAGAGAAAAAACGAAAUAAUAUUCUGGUGAUAAUACGGCUAAUAUUACAUCCAACAUUAUCAAUAUUAUUAGUUAUUACAUAUUAUCCAUUUUUAAUCUAACGUUAUUAUUGAAAAUGGAUUGUACAGUUGCAUACAAUAUUUCAUACACAUUGUUAAGUCCUUUUAUUCGUUGCUUCGCUAUUGUAAAAUCAUUUCGCUCCACUUGUGCAAAAGUAACAGGUAAUAGCGAUUGAUAUUCCACAUAGUAAUGACUAUUAGCAAUGUCUAUGACACAUUGUAAUCGGCAGUGUAUGAACGAAAGUAUACAUAGUAUAAAGUAUGUAAUUAAUAUUGUUAUUUGUUAUACAAUAGCAUAAUAAAAAACUUGAUGGUUAUCAAAAAA